Molecule: messenger RNA, 618 nt
Organism: Rhagoletis zephyria (snowberry fruit fly)
Lineage: Eukaryota; Metazoa; Arthropoda; Insecta; Diptera; Tephritidae
Source: RefSeq, a predicted model, not a curated record
AUGCCUCAACAGCCUUCACUGGGCACCGACCGAUACGGCCUCGAGGCAAACACCCCAGUCAAGCAGGAGCCACUCGAAGCCGAGGUCGACUUCUCAAACAGUUGUAGUCAGAACGCCCACUACUCUUCGGGCGCUUUCCAGGCCAACUACGGCGGAGGCGGCGGCAACGACGCCCGUCUUCCCGGUGGCAACAGCAGUCGGUCGCAGCAGCAGCAGGUGGACUCUGAUGGUGGCGGUGCAAUGCUCCGACAGAUGCACUUUGGUCUCGGCUCGACCACUUCCGCCAGUUCGCGCAACUCGCAGAACUCCAGCAGUCGUCAUGGCAAGCACCACUCAAAGAAGAGCGUCGACAAGGGCUCCGACGAGUACAAAAAGCGACGGGAGCGCAACAACAUCGCCGUCCGCAAGAGCAGAGAGAAGGCGAAGGUUCGCAGCCGCGAGACGGAGAAGAAGGUCUCCGAGCUGGCGCGUGAAAAUGAUCAGCUGCGCAAGAAGGUGGACUCACUCUGUAAGGAGUUGAACGUCCUCAAGUCUCUCCUCACCACGGUUGGCGUUCCACCGGAAAGUGUUGACUCGGAGAUUGCCAAGGGCCUGCAGAUGGAGAGUCACGGAUUUUAG